Trichoderma aggressivum f. europaeum is the source of this 1293-nucleotide messenger RNA. RefSeq lists its product as uncharacterized. Gene Ontology annotation, molecular function: acetyl-CoA C-acetyltransferase activity. Gene Ontology annotation, biological process: fatty acid beta-oxidation. Bases 1 to 1293 code for a protein of 430 amino acids. The transcript is spliced from 2 exons. Gene Ontology annotation, cellular component: mitochondrion. The record is from RefSeq and is a predicted model, not a curated record. Lineage: Eukaryota; Fungi; Ascomycota; Sordariomycetes; Hypocreales; Hypocreaceae.
AUGCCCGAGGCUCAGCUUAGAACAGCCAGGCGGCUCGGUCAGCUGGCCAGCCAAAUGAAAUCGGCUCGCCACUUCUCAACCGGCGCUGUCAUGAGAAAGGAAAUUCAGGAGGCGUACAUUCUCAGUGCUGCGCGAACACCAACCGCAAAGUUCAACGGCUCAUUCACCACCGUGCCCGCUCCCCAGCUCGGCGCUACCGCCAUCAAAGCCGCCCUCGAAAAGUCAAAGGUUCCGAUAGAAAAGAUCUCUGAUGUGUACAUGGGCAACGUACUUGGAGGAGGAAUGGGCCAGGCGCCCGCCCGACAGGCCGCCAUCUUCGCCGGCCUCCCUACGUCCAUCGAGGCCAUCACCAUCAACAAGGUGUGCUCUUCUGGCCUCAAGGCUGUCGCUUUUGCGGCGCAAAACAUUCAGCUAGGCCUGGCUGAGGCCCAGAUUGCCGGUGGCAUGGAGAGCAUGACCCGGGUCCCAUACUAUCUGCCACGUGCGAGCGGCCUGCCUGCUUUCGGCAAUGUUACUUUUGAGGACGGACUGAUCAAGGAUGGUCUGACCGAUGUCUACAACAAAUUCCACAUGGGCAACUGUGCAGAGAACACGGCCAAGGUUCACAACAUCUCUCGAGAGCAGCAGGAUGAAUUCGCCAUCCAGUCAUACAAGAACGCUCAAAAGGCCUGGGCCGAGAAGGCGUUUGCUGAUGAGAUUACCCCCGUCGCCGUCAAGAACAAGAAAGGAGAGGUCAUCGUUGAGGCGGACGAGGGCUACCUCGACGUCAAGAUUGAGAAGGUCCCAACCUUGAAGCCCGCAUUUGUUCGCGACGGAACUGGCACAGUUACCGCUGCCAACUCGUCGACCCUGAACGACGGUGCCAGUGCUCUGGUCCUGGGCAACAAGACCAUUGCACAGCAGUACGGAUCCGGCUCUCGCGUCCUAGCGAGGAUUGUCUCCCACGCUGACGCUGCGGUCGACCCCAUUGACUUCCCAGUCGCUCCCGCAAAGGCCAUCCCCAUCGCUCUGGAGCGUGCCGGCAUCACCAAGGAUCAGGUCGCCAUUUGGGAGAUCAACGAGGCCUUUGCAGGCGUUGUUCUGGCCAACAAGAAGAUUCUUGGCAUCGAGAAUGCCCGUGUCAACCCUCUUGGAGGCGGCAUUUCCCUCGGCCACGCCCUAGGCAGCUCCGGAUCACGAAUUCUCACAACGCUGCUGCACCAGCUGAAGCCUGGCGAGUAUGGUGUUGCGGCAAUCUGCAACGGAGGAGGCGCUGCCACAGCCAUGGUUGUGCAGCGAAUUGAAUCCGUCUAA